AUGACUUUCAAACUCUUUCCCGUAGCGAUGCCUUUUCUCGGUGCGGGGUUUUCUUCAAACCAUCUAAGAUUCAGCAGACAUUCCACAGCUUCAUGUCUUCUGAUGCUUCUACAUAGUCUACGACUGGGUGAAUGGGUGGGUACUGAAGAAGUAAGAAGAGAAUUGUUGAUAUCAGAUGAGUUUUCAAAAGAAACAAAUCAGAUUGCUGCUUUCAAACGAGAUGGCAAAUCAGUAGUGUGGAAUGAACAGCUUAUUUCUUAUGCCUCCCCACUAUUAGUAAGAACCAUAAUAAUUGCCAUAACACUGAUUUCGGCUUUUAGAGAACGACAAAAAAAUGAUUUUAGUGGAAAUCUCUGUCAUGUUGUACAAAUGUCUUUGUGGUUGUCACUAACAGAACCACAACGUCAUCGGGAGAUGAGACGAAGCACUUUGUGUGGAAAAUUUCAACUAUGGCAACUCAUAAGAUUCAUUACAAAACCCAAAAGAAACAUUCAGAGCGAAAGAAAAACAUAA
Clunio marinus is the source of this 513-nucleotide messenger RNA. NCBI's taxonomy places the organism in Eukaryota, Metazoa, Arthropoda, Insecta, Diptera, Chironomidae. The record is from the annotation of a GenBank genome assembly.